Messenger RNA from Diaporthe citri, 1161 nucleotides. RefSeq lists its product as uncharacterized. Gene Ontology annotation, biological process: carbohydrate metabolic process. The coding region runs from base 1 to 1161 and encodes 386 amino acids. The record is from RefSeq and is a predicted model, not a curated record. NCBI's taxonomy places the organism in Eukaryota, Fungi, Ascomycota, Sordariomycetes, Diaporthales, Diaporthaceae. The transcript has 3 exons. Gene Ontology annotation, molecular function: hydrolase activity, hydrolyzing O-glycosyl compounds.
AUGUCGAACCGGCCGAUCUGCGGCACCGACACGCCAGACCCGUGGAUCGUCGCGGCCCACGGCAAAUUCUACCUCACCUUCACUUUGGGCAAUCGCGUCGAGAUCUGGCAGUCACCACACCUCGAGGAUUUCCGCGACUGCCAGAAGAGUGCCAUAUGGCAACCACCACCCGGCUCGCCCUGGUCCGCCGAUGUUUGUAAGCAUCUCAUCAAGGCUCAUCGCCUUUUCUUCUCUUACGACAGCACGGACGUUGUUAUUGAACAGGCUCCAGGGGCUCCCGAGCUUCAUCACCUCAAUGGAGUAUGGUACAUAUACACAUGCGCUGCCCCUCCAGGCGUGGGCAAUCCAGGGCAUCGCACUGUGCUCCUGAAAUCGUCUAAGCCCGACCCUAUGGAUCCCAGCGGCUGGCAGUUCCUUGGCCCGCUCAAGGGAAUGCCCAAUCACUGGUCGAUUGACGCAACGGUCUUCUCGGUCGAUGGACAUGACCUGUACUGCUGCUGGUCCGGUUGGCCGCUCGGGGACAACAGCGACACGCAGCAGGACCUCUUCCUCAUCAAGAUGGCGUCGCCGGAGGAGGCCAUAGCCGACACGCUCGUCUGCAUCUCCAAAGCAGACCAGCCCUGGGAGCGGCCGGAUGACGGAAGGCGAGGCGUGAAUGAAGGACCGACGUGGGUUAACUUCGCAGGGUUCCGAGGCAUCGUCUACUCGGCCCACGGGAGCUGGACCAGCGACUACAAGUUGGCAUUGUUGGCACUGGUCGGACAAGACCCUCUACGCCCCGAGAGCUGGACAAAGAGACAGGCGCCGCUCUUGGUCAGCGACCGACGUCGAGGCGGUCCAUUCGGGCCUGGCCAUGCUAGCUUCUUACCAAGUCCCUACAAUGACGGACGGAUUUUCUGUGUUUAUCACGGAACUGAGAAGGAAGGAGAGGGCUGGAACAACAGAAAGGCUCGGAUUAUGAACCUUGGUCCGGAGUGUUUUGCGCCGAAUGCCUCGCCCAUCUGCUGCGCCUAUCAGGGCGGGUUUCCGGGUGUUGGUCCUGUCGGUGGCAACACCCGCAACAAGGUGGAGGACACGAUUGGCAAGAUUGUGGACAAAGCACCCACGCAGGUAAGAGGGCAGCUGCAGGGGAUUUUCGGGAAGGCGAAGAAGUUCUUCUAG